Molecule: messenger RNA, 360 nt
Organism: Arachis ipaensis
Lineage: Eukaryota; Viridiplantae; Streptophyta; Magnoliopsida; Fabales; Fabaceae
Source: RefSeq, a predicted model, not a curated record
AUGACCAUUAUGAGGAUUUACUCCAUAUACGUUGAUGACAUCAUUGUUACUGGCAGCUCAAAUCAGUAUAUCCCUGAGGUAAUUACUCAACUCAGCUCUCAUUUUGCCUUGAAAGACAUGGAAAAACUGCAUUAUUUUCUUGGAUUAGAAGUAGCAUACACUACUGAUGGCAGUCUUUUGUUAUUUCAAACUAAGUAUGUCAAUGAUAUCUUGAAGAAAGCAAAUAUGGUUGGCUGCAAGCUAUAUGCAACCCCAAUACCUUCCUCUCUGAGACUUAGCAAAACUGGCAGCCCUCCCUUCAAUGAUCCGGCCCUGUAUUGUGCAGUUGUUGGGAGUCUUCAGUACCUCACAAUCACUUGA